AUGGCUGGUGAUAAAAUCAUGCAUGCGCAACCUGAAGUUUUAGCUAUUGAUGAAACCAAUAACUACUUGAACAAUCAAUUAUGGAAGUUGUGUGCUGGACCUCUGUUUAAUACUCCAGAAAUUGGAGAGAAACUAGUUGUUUCUAUGAACGACGAACUUUGUCAGCUAAAACCAGUUUUUGAUAUUUCUUCAAAAAUUUGUUGUAAUGUUUUUAGUAUCGACCUUAAGGUAGAGACCAAUACAAAUGAAAUUUAUGCAGAAGUUUCUUUGUUGCCUGAUACAUCUGAUGUUGAGAUCCCUAUUCCUAAAAACAAAAACAACAUACAAAACAUUAACUAUUUCACCAAGGUGUUAAGUGCUUCUGAUACCCGCAAAAAUGGCGGUUUUGUUUUGUAUAAAAGACAUGCCACUGAAUGUCUUCCCCUAUUGGAUAUGUCUCAGCUAACCCCAAGUCAAGAGAUAAUUGCUAAAGAUAUUCAUGGUCAUGAAUGGAGUUUUAAACACUCUUUCAAAGGUACACCAAAAAGACAUAUGUUCUCAUCUGGUUGGAAUGAGUUUGCAAAAGGAAAAAAAUUGGUUGCUGGAGACUCUUUUGUAUUCCUUCGAGGAGAGAAUGGGGAAUCGCGAGUUGGUAUCAGUAAAGCAGCUCAUCAGCAACGCAACAUACCAACAUCUUUAAUUUCAAAAGAGAGUAUGCACCAUGGUGUAGUUGCUACUGCACUGAAUGCUAUUGAAAACAAAUGUAUAUUCGUUGUGUUCUAUAAGCCAAGGUCGAGCCAAUUCCUUGUCAACUUCGAUAAAUUUGUAGGUAGAGUGAAUAAUAAGUUUAGUAUAGGCUCCAAAUUUUCGAUGAGGUUCGAAGGAAAAGAUCUAAAUGAAAUAAGAGCUUUCUCCACUCAUUGGAAGGAUUCAGAAUGGCGAAGUCUAGAAGUGCAAUGGGAUGGAGCUGCAACAAUUCCAAGACCUGAUAAGGUAUCUCCAUGGGAGAUUGAGUUGUUAACACAUUCAUCACCCAUUUUUAAGUCAGGUUUAACAAUGUGGUAUCCUACUUUGUCCCAAGGCCAAGAAGUUGGAAAUUCGAGCAUACAAUCUUCCAUGAGAUACUCAUUCCCUACCAUGUCCAAACCAAACUACAAUGAGCAAAUGGUUCAAGCAAUGGAAGAAAUGUCAACUACAACCGUAACUCCUAGCUGCAGACUUUUUGGAGUUGAUCUAACAGUUCCCGCUACAAUAAAGGAUCCAAUAAAACCUAUUGACUCGUAUAAAAAAAUUAAGAUUUCUAAAAUCUUUGAAGAAGAAAAGGUUAACCAUGUCCAAGCUAGAAGUCUUACUAAGGUUCAUAUGGAAGGUGUCAUAGAAAGGUCUGUAGAUUUAACUAUAUUUGAUGGAUACAAUCAGUUGAUCGAUGAACUAGAAACACUAUUUGAUAUCAAAGGCGAGUUGCAUAUGCACGAUCAAUGGAAAAUGUUUUUCAUAUAUGAUGAUGGAGAUAUGAUGAUUCUUGGAGACGAUCCCUGGCCCAAAUUUUGCAAUAUGGCGAAAGAAAUAUUCAUAUGUUCAAAAGAGGAUGUCAAGAUAAGAACAGCAGAUAGCAGAUUCUCCGAAGGUGAUCCAACAUUAACAACAUCAAUCUUACCACCAGAUGUCAACAGCAAUUAG
Raphanus sativus (radish) is the source of this 1659-nucleotide messenger RNA. RefSeq names its product putative auxin response factor 21. Gene Ontology annotation, biological process: response to hormone; regulation of DNA-templated transcription. The transcript is spliced from 14 exons. The coding region runs from base 1 to 1659 and encodes 552 amino acids. Lineage: Eukaryota; Viridiplantae; Streptophyta; Magnoliopsida; Brassicales; Brassicaceae. Gene Ontology annotation, molecular function: protein binding; DNA binding. The record is from RefSeq and is a predicted model, not a curated record. Gene Ontology annotation, cellular component: nucleus.